AUUCCUAUUCGGCUACUACACCAAGGGCAGAGGGAGAGAGUUAGAGGUGGGUCGCGGGACCCACUCUGGCUCGAGUUAGAAAAUGAUCAAUUAGGUAUAAUAAUUAAUCGGGUAUGAAAAAUAAUAUGUAUUUAAAUGAAAUUGAUAGAUCUUUGAAAUAUUUUAUAUAUGAUUUAUAACGAGCGUUGACAUUAGGGGUGGCUAUACGGUCUGGUCAGGUCCGGUUAAAUUGGACCAAAUUGAUCCGGUCCCAGUUCGGUCUUUUCGGGAAUAUAAGGACCAAAGAUUGGAUUGGAUACAGUCCGGUCUUGAUCCGGUCCGGUCUUGACCCCGUCCGGUCUCAAUUUUAUCUUGAUUUUAGGUGUGGGGGUCUCUUAUCCGGUCUUUAACCGGUUUUUUUACCUCAAAUCUAAGCCCAAAUAUGAGAUUGCAUUGUUUGCUAUCCGGUCCCAGUCCGGUCCCGGUCCGGGUUAUACGGUCCGGUUUCGGGUAAAACUAAACAGCCUGGGACCAAAUUGCCACCCCUAGUUGACAUAUUCAAUGUAUUUAUAACGAGCUAUGUACAAAUGAUAAUGAUGUAUAUGAUUCGACCAAAAUUGAAGAUGUAUGUAUUCAAUAUUUACAACAAAUUUCCACCAAAUCAUAAUUCAUUUGUAAAAAUAAUUUUAUUUCAAUCAGGGGGUAGGGAGAUUGUAGCAGGUGUUUCCUAAGGACGAAAAUGAGUAAAUACGUAUAAUAGUUAAUUGAGAAUGAAAUUUAGGGCACUUCUAAUUGAGAAUGGUUGACCGAGAUAUCAUUUGUUCGAAUCUUUGUAACCCCAUUUGUUAAACACAUGAUAUUCGGAUUUACGUAAACUUUAAGCACGCAUAAGUUGGUUGUAGUAAGCAGGAAAGUGUUAGUAAAUACUAAAUAGUAUUAGAUUCAUUAUUAAAUCUUUCCUAACAACUCGAGUUAAUGAUACUAAACGGUCUUGACGAAGAACACGAUUCAAAAGCAAAUAUCUAACUAAAUCAUAAAUAAUUGUUUGAUACAUAUAUGGUGAUAUUCUUGAUAGUUUUGACAUAUAAUUUAAUUUACCAAGUUUUGCAAUACAAAAUUAUAUCAUGAACGAUUUAGAAAGCUAACAAAAUUAUUUUAUCAUAUGUAUUUUUUCUAAAUGGACCCACCCUCGACAAAAUCCUGGCUACGCACCUGAGUCUACACCUAAAACCUAACAUCCAUAGCGACGACAAUGAAAUCCCCCAAACAUGUUAGGCAAACAAACAUUAUCAGUAAGUAACCACAUUAAUAUCGUCGUUUGGCUGGAGACACCUUGGUGGGUAUGUGCAAUGUGGUUAAUUGGUUAUUAAUAGAACAAGGUUGCUCGAAAACCUGAAAAAACACUCAUUGACUAACGUCAGAUGCAGCGGCCGGCAGUCCGGCACCUGCAUCCAUCUAACACUUAACGUCAAAUUAAUGUGUGUCCGGCCGCUAAAUAUAUUGAAUGAAACUCAUCCCAGUAUCCCACUACUUCUGCUCGCCAGUUUCUCAAUUCAGAUAACGAAAAAUGGAGCAACUGAAGCCAAGCCCCCCAAACUCCUCUCCGCUAACGCCGCUCACGUUCUUGGAGCGCGCGGCCACCGUCUACGGCGACUCCCCUUCCGUCAUCUACAACUCCACCACCUACACAUGGUCCCACACCCACCGCCGCUGCCUCCAGCUCGCUUCCUCCAUCUCCUCCCUCUCCAUCCGACGCGGCGACGUCGUUUCCGUCCUCUCCCCCAACACCCCCGCCAUGUACGAGCUCCACUUCGCCGUCCCCAUGGCCGGCGCCGUGCUCAACACCGUCAACUCCCGUCUCGACGCCAGAACCGUCUCCCUGAUUCUCCGUCACGCCGAGUCCAAGCUCCUCUUCGUCGACGCCGGGUCGGCGUCUCUAGCCCUCGAAGCCAUAUCUAUGUUCCCUGCCGACAAGCCGCGGCCUCGUCUUGUCCUGGUCAACGACGAAGACGUGGCACACAUACUACCUGCUGCCGGUCAUUUCAUCGGUACUUACGAAGAUUUCGUAACCAAGGGUGACCCCGGGUUCGAGUGGGUUCGACCGGUUAGCGAGUGGGACCCGAUGGUCUUGAAUUAUACAUCAGGGACCACCUCGGCUCCCAAAGGUGUGGUCCACUGCCACCGUGGCAUUUUCCUAAUGGUGCUCAACUCCCUGGUCGAUUGGUCCGUCCCGACUUGCCCGGUCUACCUGUGGACCCUCCCCAUGUUCCACGCGAACGGGUGGUCUUACACGUGGGGGAUGGCUGCGGUCGGUGGGACCAACGUCUGCCUCCGUAAAUUUACCGGAGCGACGAUUUUUGCCCUGAUCGAGAACCACGGGGUCACCCACAUGUGUGGCGCACCCGUGGUUCUCAACAUGCUGCUGACCAACUCCUCAUCCACAAAUCCAACCAACAAACGAGAGCUGUUGAGCCACCCGGUUCAGGUGCUGACCGCAGGGGCUCCACCACCGGCCCCGGUUCUCCAUCGGGCCGAGUCACUGGGCUUCGUAGUCAGCCACGCGUACGGGCUGACCGAGACCGCUGGUGUGGUCAUCUCGUGUGCGUGGAAGCAGGAAUGGAACCGAUUUCCUGCGACGGAGCGAGCCAGGCUGAAGUCGAGGCAAGGGGUUCGAUCCGUGUCCAUGACCGAGGUGGCGGUUUUGGACUCAGGAACCGGGUUACAGGUCAAACCAGAUGGGUUAGCGGUCGGGGAAGUGGCCAUGCGAGGCCCGUCAGUGAUGCUCGGUUACUUAAAGGACCCGGCGGCGACGGCGGCGUGCAUGAAAGGGGACGGGUGGUUUUACACGGGUGACGUGGCGGUGAUGCACCCGGACGGGUAUUUGGAGAUAAAGGACAGGUCGAAGGACGUCAUCAUCAGCGGCGGGGAGAACUUGAGCAGCGUGGAGGUGGAGUCCGUGCUGUACGGGCACCCGGCGGUGAAUGAGGCGGCGGUGGUGGCCCGACCCGAUGAAUUCUGGGGGGAGACGCCGUGUGCGUUUGUGAGCUUGAAGAAGGAGUAUGAUCAUGAAUCAAACAAGAUGCCGAUGACGACGGAGAAGGACAUAAUUGAGUACUGCAGGGCGGCGCUGCCGCGUUACAUGGUGCCCAAAACGGUCGUGUUUAAGGACGAGCUGCCGAAGACGUCGACGGGAAAGAUUCAGAAGUUCGUGCUCAGGGAAAUUGCCCGGGCGAUGGGGUCGCCGUCGUCGUCGACAUUAUCAAGCAAAUUGUGACGAUGGUUAUAAAAGGAUAUAAAUAUUUGAGAGUCCAUAUAUAUAUAUCCAUAGUGUGCAUAAAAAAAAAAAAAAAGACAAACUCUCGUGCAUUAUUUCUAUUUCGUUAAUAUUUUUUUAAUCGUUCGUGAUAAUACGUCGUGGUGGCUUUUUGUUAUUAUGCUAGAUGGACAAUAAUUUACUACAAAUAUAAAAUAAUAAACAGUAGUGUGACAAGCAGCGACGACUGGCCAAAUAAAAAAGGAUCGACUUAUGUUGAGCAUAUUGCUUUCUUGUCCUUGUUUUGCAGGCUGGGUUGCUGUCUCCUUGGAAUCAUGGUCUUUUUCUAUAAUAUAAUUUAUAUAUUACUUUGCUUAAUUUGAGGUUUUGAAACGUAACAUUAUGUUACCAUAACCUUACAAAGCAUAUAGUUCGGGUGGUUGAAGAUGUUUUGAUGCAGUGCAAGAAUUCGUUAUGUGGAUUUAUCCACCUAACUGACAAAGAAAAACAAGGACAACCAAAAGAUAUAAAGAAAAAAAAAACAAUAGAUCAAAGAAAUUUGAGAUUGAAAUUGCGGUGUGAUUUGAGCAAGACUGUUGGCGAUCGUGUAAUAAAAUCUAUAUUCAUUGGAAAAAAGCCAAUCACACAAUCUAAGAUUCAACCCCAUUCCAAGUUUGUUAACACAACCUGUAUCGUGUAGGAUAAUCUAAGUGCAUAUGAAAAGAUAAUGCAACAAGUUUUAUGUUGUCGAAACCUAAAUAUUAACUCAAUGCCAUUUUUUUAAAAAUCUUUUGUCUACAUCUACAAAACAAUGGAUCUACACAAAGUUUCACAUAUUAGCUGAAAAUAGAUUUUGUACUUUUUUAUUACGGAAGUAGAAUUUAUGCAAGAGACUUUUUUUGGGUGAAACAAUAGUAAAUAUAGAAGAAUGCUAAUGAAAACCACCAAGCCCAAUUGAUUUCUCAUCGUUGAGAAUAUGAAAUCACAGUUCAAAAUUUUUUUUAUAACGAGGAACACCCUCCACGUAGGGCUGUAAAUGAGUCGAGCCGAGUCGAGUUUUACCCCAGUUUGAGCUCGGCUCGUUAAUAAACGAGUUGAGCUCGAGCUCAGGUCGUUUAUUAACGAGUCGAGCUCGAGCUAACUUGUUUACUAAAAUCUUAACUUUUAUUUGGUACUUCAUUUUAUAUAUCAUUAUACAGUUGAUUUAUUUUGUUAGCUAAUAUCAUAUUAUACUUUGUUGGUAUCAUAUAUCAUUUAGUUAAUAAAUUUUAAGUACUCCA
This is a messenger RNA of Linum trigynum, 4512 nucleotides long. The record is from the annotation of a GenBank genome assembly. NCBI's taxonomy places the organism in Eukaryota, Viridiplantae, Streptophyta, Magnoliopsida, Malpighiales, Linaceae.